Messenger RNA from Iphiclides podalirius (scarce swallowtail), 549 nucleotides. Lineage: Eukaryota; Metazoa; Arthropoda; Insecta; Lepidoptera; Papilionidae. The record is from the annotation of a GenBank genome assembly.
AUGGGAGUGGACAUCAACCACAAACACGACAGGAAAGUUAGGCGCACCGAAGUUAAGUCUAAGGAUGUGUACCUUAGGCUUUUGGUUAAACUGUACAGGUAUUUGGCUCGGCGUACAAAUGCUAAGUUCAACCAGAUAAUACUGCGCCGUUUGUUUAUGAGUCGCAUUAAUCGUCCACCGAUUUCUCUAUCACGCUUGGCCCGUCACAUGAAAAAGCCUACCCGCGAGGGUCUUAUUGCGGUGGUCGUUGGCACUAUCACCAACGACGUGCGCCUGUACAAGGUUCCCAAACUAACGGUGGCCGCACUCCAUGUCACUGAGAAGGCUCGUGCUCGUAUCUUGGCUGCUGGAGGAGAGAUUCUGACUUUUGAUCAGUUGGCUCUCCGUGCGCCCACUGGCCGCAAGACGGUGUUAAUGCAAGGUUGUAGGAACGCCCGUGAAGCCGUGCGCCACUUUGGGCCCGCGCCCGGUGCGCCCCGCUCGCACACAAAACCGUACGUGCGCACAAAGGGUCACGAGCGUGCCCGGCCGAGCCGUCGCUCCAACGUU